Messenger RNA from Salvia miltiorrhiza (redroot sage), 1274 nucleotides. RefSeq lists its product as uncharacterized. Bases 280 to 1128 code for a protein of 282 amino acids. The record is from RefSeq and is a predicted model, not a curated record. Lineage: Eukaryota; Viridiplantae; Streptophyta; Magnoliopsida; Lamiales; Lamiaceae. Gene Ontology annotation, molecular function: oxidoreductase activity. The transcript is spliced from 3 exons.
UUAUUUGUUAAAAUCUAUAAUUUCAAAUAUUAAUGAAUAUACCGCUAAAUCAAUAAAUUCACAGAGCACACACCGAAACAAUAAUGGCGGAUUGCCAUUUAUAAAUAAAGGAAAUUAAAUAGAAAAGAGGAGUUCAUACCAUACCAUACCAACCAAAGUUGAUAUAAUAGUAAAUCUUGGCACCUCAUUAUAUAUUUCGAGAUUUCAUACCCCUGUAACCAUUUCCAUUGGCUUGGACGCUCUAGAGAGAGAGAGAGAGAGAGAGAGAGAGAGAGAGAGAUGAACGAGAGAAGAGGCGAAGCAUCCCCUCGCAGCUUGGAGCCGUGGGUGGAGCUGAGAGACAAGGUAGUGCUGGUGACCGGCGCGUCGUCGGGGCUCGGCCGUGACUACUGCUUGGAUCUGGCUAAAGCUGGCUGCAGAAUCGUAGCCGCAGCGAGGCGAAUCGACCGCUUGCAAUCACUCUGCGACGGGAUUAACGGUGGAGCCGGCGAGCCGAUUCGAGCCGUGGCCGUGGAGAUCGACGUCAGCGGGAGCGGAGCCGCCAUUGAAGCCGCCGUGAACAAGGCUUGGGAUGCUUUUGGAAGAAUUGAUGCUCUCAUUAACAAUGCCGGUGUAAGAGGGGUUAUACACACUCCACUGGAUUUGAGUGAAGAUGAAUGGAAUGAGCAAAUGAGGACGAAUCUAACGGGAACAUGGCUGGUGUCCAAGUAUGUUUGCCGGCGAAUGCGCGACGGCGGACGAGGUGGUUCCGUCAUCAACAUCUCCUCCAUAGCAGGCCUCGAACGCGGCCACCUACCCGGAGGUCUUGCUUAUGUUGCUUCAAAAUCCGCCAUUAAUGCCAUGACCAAGGCUAUGGCCUUGGAAUUAGGAGAGUACAAUAUACGAGUGAAUUGUAUAUCUCCUGGGCUAUUUAAGUCUGAAAUAACCCAAGGUCUGAUGCAAAAAGAUUGGCUUAAUAAAGUAGCUAUGAAAACGGUACCUUUGAGAACGUAUGGCGAAUCAGAUCCGGCAUUGACAUCGUUGCUGCGAUACUUAAUCCACGACUCUUCUCAAUAUGUUACGGGAAAUAGUUUUAUAGUCGAGGCCGGAGUCACCUUGCCCGGUUUUCCCAUUUUCUCCUCUCUCUAGAUAAACACAAGUAUACAUAUCAAGACAAGUAUCAUUUUAUUUCAAUAUCUCUCCUAAUUCUCGUUAUUGUUUCGGCCUGGCUGCUUACAGUUAUACAUCUUGGAUCUUUAUUACUAUCAAUUCAAUUGAAAUUGUGCUUUCAGAUA